This is a messenger RNA of Anneissia japonica, 2588 nucleotides long. RefSeq names its product surfeit locus protein 6 homolog. The coding region runs from base 184 to 1287 and encodes 367 amino acids. Gene Ontology annotation, molecular function: DNA binding; RNA binding. Lineage: Eukaryota; Metazoa; Echinodermata; Crinoidea; Comatulida; Comatulidae. The record is from RefSeq and is a predicted model, not a curated record. Gene Ontology annotation, cellular component: nucleolus. The transcript is spliced from 4 exons. Gene Ontology annotation, biological process: ribosomal large subunit biogenesis; ribosomal small subunit biogenesis.
AGUGUGUAUUGAAAUUGAAAACGUGCAUGUGUCUCUCCGCGACGAUGAUGUAGGUUUGUGGCUGGCUAUAUAGGAACAGAUUAAAUCAUGAUUUUCGCAAUUAUAUAAAAUCCACGAUAACGUACAUAAGUUCACACACUUUUAUAUACAUUUUGAUACUAAAUCCGUACAGAGUAAGUGGCUAUGGCAGAGACUGAUUUAUUGAAACGCCUCACUGAACGCAAUAUGUACUUCAAUCAGAUGGUUAAUCUUAUUCCAGCAAAGUUUUAUUUUAGCAAUGAAGAUAAACAGACUGGGUUUUAUGGCAAAGAAAGUUCAGGAAAAGUUCCGGAGCAUAAAGUACAGAAGACGAAGAAGAACAAGAAACAAAAACUUGAUCCAGCUCAGCAUAAGAGUGUCACAAAGAUCCAAGGAGAGAUUGCAGAGAAAGAAGAAAGGGAACGUCUGGAGCAGAGCAACAAGAAUGAAGCUGAAAUGGCACAAGUAGAUGAUGAAAUAGACGGGGAUGAUGAGAUAGAAGAGGUGGAGCCAAAGAUCCCCAUCCGACCAAUCAGUGUUGAGAAAAUUGAAUGUUCAGAGUCAAUAGAAGAUUUACGCGUCAAGUUGAAUUCCAAGAUAGCUAGUCUGAGAAAGAAACGCAAAAUGGUUGACAAUAUGAACAAUGGUGUACCCAAAAAACAGGCAAGAAAACUGUUGCAGGAACAAAAGAAGGCAAAAUGGGAAGCCAUUAAGAAAGCCAGAGCAGACAUGCAUAAAACCAAGAAUGGAAAAUCAAGUGGAGGAACAAAAAAAGAAUUGUAUGAACCAACAGCUCCUCCAGUUUUGAACAGUGAAGGGGAGGUGGCAUUUAGCAAAUUUGAAUUCACUAAAUCAAGUGAAAAGAAGAAAAAGUGGGUAAAAACAAAUCAACCAAGAAGUAAUAAAGAUUAUACAAGGUUGCUAAUGAAAGCAGAGAUGGAUGUAAAGAAAAUGAAGGAAUUAAAAGAGAAAGACCCAGAAAAGGCUAAGCAAGUGGAAGAGACUCAGGCAUGGAAAAAAGCGAUGCAGAAAGCACAGGGAGCUAAGAUAAAAGACGAUCCAGACUUGAUUAAAAAAACGAUGAAAAAACAGAAAAAGUUGAAGAUAAAGAGUGCGAAGAAGUGGAAAGAUAGAGUUGAGCAACAAGAAAAAGUAAAGAAGGACAAGCAGGAGAAACGUACCAAAAAUAUCCAGUCAAGGAAAUCACAAAAACAGAUGAAGAAGGUGAAGCGCUUACAAAAGAAGGGUAAACUUCUGCCUGGGUUCUGAUCUUCUGAAAAUCAUGGACUAUAUAACUACUGUAGUAGUUGCCCUAAAUUAUGUUGCUGUCUUGUGUUACCUAAGUACCUAACACUAUUUUACUUUGCAACAUAUCAAAAGGAAAACUCGGGAACGAUAUGAGAUACAGAUUUUAGAAUAUUUUCUAAGUUUUUUGUCAAAUAUGCAGUUCGACAACAUAUAACCAAAAUCUUCCUCUAGAGCUUGAAUGUUGUGCAACCUUUUGCUAUAGUCUAAAAAAUACAUAGAUUCUAUCUUACAUUUACAAUUUUUGUUACUUGAUUUCUUGUGCCAGGCCACUGUAUGUUACCUGGAAAUAGUAAUGUUUUCUUGUGGUAGGCCAAACGAUUACUCAGGAGCAGAUACAGGUAAAUAAUCAGGGUUGGUUUGUCAACACAUUUUAGCCUAGGCCUUUUUGGUUAGUUUGGUACAAACCAUCUCUCCACCAAUGCAUUUUGGUGUAUGAACUGGUGACUAAAAUCCUGGAUAAAUUAUACUUUGAAACAUACUUCUUAUUUGGUUGCCUGGAAAACAGAAUGACUCUUUACUUAAUUUAGAGAUUUUGGGUUGGUUGGGCUUUGGCAACAAUGGUUGUUUACGCAUUGUAACCAACAUACUGAUCAACCAUGUUUCCAGGCAGCCAAUCUUUUAGGAAUUUUAUGAUUUGAAAGUUAUUGGACAGUUGAAUUUAACUGAUGGUAAUUGAAUACAAUUUUAUCAAUUUUAUAUUUGUCGAUAUCUGUUUUGUGUUUGUGUUGGUUUCAUAUACAAUUCAACUUGCCUUAAGUCAACUUUGCCUAACUCAAAUAAUUUCCAAGUACAGUAGAUCUUAUUUUAUGUGCCAGAUUGUUGUAUUUUCCAUUAAUUAGCGAUCUGUAAGUCAAAUUUUAUCUUACUCGAACAAUUUUUCAGUACCAUUUUGGAUUUGACUUAAACAAACUCAAAUUUACACUUUUUUGUGGGGGUUUAAUAUGUCAAGAUGGUGAUUCAAUUCAAUCAGUUGUUAUAGCCCGUCAUUGUAAUCAUAACCAUUUUUUCAUCAUUAUCAUCUCUAUUGUCAUGGCAAUCAUUAGGUGCCCUCUGGACAAUUUACAGUACAUGUUGAUAUGCACGAUUUGCUAUAUAAACAAAGGUUAUUAGGGGGCGUGAUGAUGACACAUGCUUGACCCUUCAAUAUUUUUUAGGAUUCGCCUCUUUGUAAAAUUCCUUUAAAUUACGAUUUUAGCAAUUUUGUGAGCCUUAAAACGUCCUAUACAUUAAUAAUCAAUAAAACACAUGUUCUGUAAGUAUAA